This is a messenger RNA of Diaporthe batatas, 1356 nucleotides long. RefSeq lists its product as uncharacterized. The record is from RefSeq and is a predicted model, not a curated record. The transcript has a single exon. Gene Ontology annotation, biological process: guanine catabolic process. Gene Ontology annotation, cellular component: cytosol. Gene Ontology annotation, molecular function: guanine deaminase activity; zinc ion binding. Lineage: Eukaryota; Fungi; Ascomycota; Sordariomycetes; Diaporthales; Diaporthaceae. The coding region runs from base 1 to 1356 and encodes 451 amino acids.
AUGAGCAACCUCACUAUUUUCCACGGGCCGGUGAUACAUUCACUGGCUCCCACAGACCUCGAGAUCCUGGAGUCAGCUCUUCUCGUCGUCGACCAAAAAGGCACCAUCGUCGUCUUCGACAAGAGCGUUGAUGAGAUCCCCGAGAUCCUCCACACCCCCGCCGGUGUACCGAUCCCGUCCAAAGAGUGCCAUGUCGAGAAGCUGGACCAAGGGUCGUUCCUCAUUCCAGGCUUUGUUGACACGCACAACCACGCACCGCAGUGGGCGCAGCGUGGCCUGGGCCAGGGCAUGCAUAUCCUCGACUGGCUUGACACCGUUACCUUUCCGAAUGAGGCCAAAUUUGCGGACCCAGACUAUGCACGCCAGAUCUAUGGGCAAUGUGUCAAUGGCUUCCUGAAACAGGGCAUCACGACCGCCUCAUACUAUGCAUCUGCGCACGGCGAGGCUACACGUAUCCUGGCCACUGAAUGUCAACAAAAGGGCCAGCGAGCACUGAUUGGGAAAUGCAACAUGGACAGGAAUGCACCAGAAUACUACCGGGAUGCCAGUCCUGACGAAAGCCUGCGCGUGACGGAGGAAUGCAUCACUUACAUUCAGAAGAUCGACCCUCAGGGCAGCCUGGUCCGGCCGGUCCUCACACCACGAUUUGCCAUCACCUGUGACCCCGUUGUGCUGGAGGGUCUCGGCAAGAUAGCAAAAAGACAGCCUGAGCUUGCCAUACAGACACAUUUCAACGAGGCCGAACAGGAGAUGAAGGCGACCAAAUCUCUAUUCCCUCAGUUCAGCAACGAGGUCGAUCUUUACAGUUAUUACGGCCUCCUCGGACCCAAGUCGAUACUUGCACACUGCUGCUAUAUGAGCGAGUAUGAGCUUUCCAAAUUUGCGGAGCUGGGCUGCGGUGUGGCUCACUGUCCGAUUUCCAACAUGACCGUAGGCGGCGGGUUCAUGGCGGCACCGGUCAGGGAAUUCCUACGCCGCGGUAUCAAGACGGGGCUGGGCACAGACUCCGGCGGGGGCUUCUCAAGCAGCAUCCUCGAUGCAAUGCGCCAGGCGCUCGUCGCCAGCAACGCAAGGGAGGCCAUGUCUCACGGAACUGAGAAGGGUCUGUCUAUUGAGGAACUCUUCUACUUGGCGACCCGCGGAGGCGCAGAAGUGUGUUCGCUGGGGGACAAGGUUGGACACUUUGCGGUGGGCAUGGAAUUCGAUGCGUGUGUUAUAUCGACCCGCGUGGAUGACCAGAUCAUGACUAUGGUCCAGGCGGAGGACUCAUUAAGAACCGUGUUCAGCAAGUUCGUUAUGACAGGAGACGAUCGGAAUAUAGAGGCCGUUUGGGUGAAAGGGAGGCAGGUGAAGUAG